GCCUGUUCUAAAAGUGCAGAUGACCAUCUGCUUAAGCUUUGAGACCCUGCGCUUGCUCCCGCCAAGUGCCAUCAGAGCGGUGUGACUGGACAGCAGCUGAAUAUCACCUCCAGAUCUCGUCCUAAAACUCGCCUGUUCUCCACCCGUGUCUGCUUCUCCUUUUAUCUAGCCGCUUCGCCCUCACCGUCGUCGCAUGGUACUUGCAAACAUGUUGGACUCGUUCAUCCGUACAUCCUUCAAGUCUGACACGACCAUGACUUGAAACAGUUUCGGUGCUGAGGACCGAGAUAAGUGGCUAUCAGUUCCUCCGUCUUUUUAUCCGAUGAGCCGCCAAAUCCCGUCGUAUAGUGAACUCCACUCCUCUCCACAGUUGCCAUAUCAUCACGCUAGUGCUUUGUACAUCUCCUUGUCUGUUUCAUCAUCGAACUCUCCACGCAAAAGUCCAUCAUGGAACAAUUCAUCUUGUUCGGCGAUUCCAUCACGCAACAGUCCGCGAGCCAAGCAAAGGGGUUUGGCUGGACACCAGCUCUGCAAGAUACAUACAUUCGUCGUCUCGAUGUGGUCAACAGAGGCUUCAGUGGAUACAAUACUACACAGGCUUUGAGUGUAUUGGAUCGUGUUCUGCCAACUCCUGAGCAGGGCCGCAUCCGCUUGAUGACCAUUUUCUUGGGUGCUAAUGACGCUCGGUUACCAAACACACCUGGGUUCUCUCAGACUGUUGAUCUCGAACAGUACAAGAAGAACAUGACAGACAUUGUCAACCAUCCCAAGCUGCAAGCACAUAAGCCUCAGCUUAUCCUGCUCACCCCGCCUCCGAUCGAGGAGAGAAAGGCGCUUGCGCAUGACCAGUCAAACGGUAUCAACGUGAUGAGACGUACUGCCUCAAACACGGCCAAGUACGCAGAGGCAGUUCGCCAAAUCGGACAGGAGUUUGGUAUUCCUGUUCUCGAUGUCUGGGCUGCUUUCAUGAAGGAAGCUGGCUGGAAGGAGGGCGAGCCGUUGCCUGGAUCAAGUGAGAUUGAGCAGAACAAGGCGCUUGCCGACAUGCUGCAUGACGGUCUUCAUCUGAACCCAGAAGGCUACGAGAUCAUAUACAGGGAGUUGAUGAAGCUGAUUACCGAGAAGCUGCCCGAACACGCACCGGACAACAUGCCGUACGUGUUGCCAUCCUGGGAUGAUGCUACGGCUUGGAAAUAGUAGAAUCGAGAUAGAUGUACACACUCAGAUGCGAUGAGUACACAAUAGAGCGUCCCAUUCCAGACUCGUGUUGGAGUCCUCCC
Molecule: messenger RNA, 1280 nt
Organism: Aureobasidium subglaciale EXF-2481
Lineage: Eukaryota; Fungi; Ascomycota; Dothideomycetes; Dothideales; Saccotheciaceae
Exons: 4
Coding region: 448-1197 (249 amino acids)
Source: RefSeq, a predicted model, not a curated record